CUUCCACUAACUUCCAUGCCUGGCAAUCCCAAUCACUGCGCUUUGCCCCCUACCGGCCCCCGGACAUCUCCCUCAAGCCCCUCCUCUUCGAGGUGCCCAGCAUCACGGUGGACUCCGUCUUCACGGGCCGCGACUGGCUCUUCCAGGAGGUCGACGCGCAGCUGAGGAGCGUCAACUGCAGCACCAACCGCGGCGUGGUGGUCAUGGGCAACAUCGGCUACGGCAAGACGGCCAUCAUCUCGCGCCUAGUGGCGCUCAGUUGCCAUGGCACCCGCAUGCGCCAGAUCGCCUCCGACAGCCCACACGCUUCGCCCAAACAUGGGGAGAGUCUGCCCCUCAGUCAGCCCCAGCCAUCCCACGGUACCCUGGGGGGAGGCAGCUGCCCCGGCACCCCCGAGAUGAGGCGCCGGCAGGAGGAGGCCAUGAGGAGGUUGGCGUCCCAGGUGGUGGCGUACCACUACUGCCAGGCAGACAACGCCUACACCUGCCUGGUGCCCGAGUUUGUGCACAACGUGGCGGCGCUGCUGUGCCGCUCGCCGCAGCUCAUCGCAUUCCGGGAGCAGCUGCUGCGGGAGCCGCACCUGCAGAGCGUGCUCAGCCUGCGCUCCUGCGUGCAGGACCCCCUGGCGUCCUUCAAGAGGGGCGUGCUGGAGCCCCUGGAUGCCCUCUACAAAGAGAGGAAGAUCACCACCGACGAAGACCUCCUCAUCCUCAUCGACGGGCUCAAUGAGGCCGAGUUCCACAAGCCCGACUACGGGGACACCAUCGUCUCCUUCCUGAACAAAACCAUCAGCAAGUUCCCGCCAUGGCUGAAGCUGGUGGUCACCGUCAGGACCACGCUGCAGGAGAUCACCAAGCAGCUCCCCUUCCACCGUAUCUCCCUGGAUCGUCUGGAGGAGAACGAGGCCAUCGACCAGGACCUCCAGGGCUACAUCCUGCACCGCAUUCACAGCAGCUCUGAGAUUCAGAACAACAUCUCGCUCAACGGCAAGAUGGACAACACCACCUUCGGCAAGCUGAGCGCCCACCUGAAGGCCCUCAGCCAGGGCUCCUACCUGUACCUCAAGCUGACCUUUGACCUCAUCGAGAAGGGCUACCUGGUGCUGAAGAGCUCCAGCUACAAGGUGGUGCCGGUGAACCUGGCCGAGGUCUACCUGCUGCAGUGCAACAUGCGCUUCCCCACGCAGUCGUCCUUUGAGCGGGCGCUGCCGCUGCUCAAUGUGGCCGUGGCAUCGCUGCACCCGCUGACGGACGAGCAGAUCCACCAGGCCGUCAAUGCCGGCUCGGUGCAGGGCACACUGGACUGGGAGGACUUCCAACAGCGCAUGGACAACCUGGCCAUGUUCCUGGUGAAGCGGCGGGACGGCACACGCAUGUUCGUGCACCCGUCCUUCCGUGAGUGGCUCAUCUGGCGGGAAGAGGGCGAGAAGACCAAGUUCCUGUGCGACCCCAGGAGUGGUCACACGCUCCUGGCCUUCUGGUUUUCGCGCCAGGAGGGCAAGCUGAACCGGCAGCAGACCAUCGAGCUGGGUCACCAUAUCCUCAAAGCACAUAUCUUCAAGGGCCUAAGCAAGAAAGUUGGGGUUUCCUCGUCCAUCUUGCAGGGACUUUGGGUGUCCUACAGUACAGAAGGCCUUUCCACUGCCCUGGCCUCACUUCGAAAUCUCUACACACCAAAUAUUAAGGUUAGCCGCCUCCUGAUGCUGGGUGGGGCCAACGUGAACUACCGCACAGAGGUGCUGAACAAUGCGCCCGUCCUGUGCGUCCACGCCCACUUGGGCUACAUGGACACAGUGUCCCUGCUGCUGGAAUACGGGGCCUCCGUGGACGCCGCUUCUGAGAGCGGCCUCACCGCGUUGGCCUACGCCGCCUCUUCCGGCCACCUGGCCAUCGUCACCGCUCUGUGCCGCAAAAGAGCCAAGGUGGAUCACCUAGACAAGAAUGGCCAGUGUGCCCUGGUACAUGCUGCCCUCAGGGGCCACAUGGAGGUGGUGAAGUUCCUCAUCCAGUGUGACUGGACCAUGGGAGGCCAGCAACAAGGGGUCUUCAACAAGAGCCAUGCUGUCCAACAGGCCCUCAUCGCCGCAGCCAGCAUGGGCUUCACUGAG
This is a messenger RNA of Paramormyrops kingsleyae, 2108 nucleotides long. The record is from RefSeq and is a predicted model, not a curated record. Lineage: Eukaryota; Metazoa; Chordata; Actinopteri; Osteoglossiformes; Mormyridae.